Molecule: messenger RNA, 281 nt
Organism: Staurois parvus
Lineage: Eukaryota; Metazoa; Chordata; Amphibia; Anura; Ranidae
Source: the annotation of a GenBank genome assembly
CUAAAACAUAAUACAGUGCAAACAAACCAAACCAACCACCCACAGAUAACAGUACAUACAAGCAAGCGUCGUCAGGCAGGCCGGGUCAAUAUCAAUUAGGGCAGGUAGGUACAGGGGGAGCAAGCGGAGAUGGGUCGGGGUCACAGGCCAGGUUCAGCAGGUAGCAAGCAGCGUGGUACAGAGGGUCAGGCAGAGGGAUGGUCAGGAGCGAGCCGGGAUCAGAGCAGGAGAAGUCAGCAGCGGUUCAGAUCAGGCUAGGGUCAGCAAAGGAACAGAAGCCA